Molecule: messenger RNA, 2299 nt
Organism: Nematolebias whitei (Rio pearlfish)
Lineage: Eukaryota; Metazoa; Chordata; Actinopteri; Cyprinodontiformes; Rivulidae
Product: kelch-like protein 33
Exons: 4
Coding region: 1-2217 (738 amino acids)
Molecular function (GO): protein binding
Source: RefSeq, a predicted model, not a curated record
AUGGUUGAUGAUGGUGAUGAUGAUAAGGUAAAAACUUUCUGUACAGAUGAUCAUCCCACAAGGGUAUUCCUUGCCUUGAACAAGUUCAGGGAUUCUUCCAUCCUCACUGACCUUACUCUGAACACUGUAGAUGGGAGGAGUUUAUGUGUGCACUCUUUGGUCCUGGCUGCUGUCAGCUCGCUAAUCUGGAAGAACAUGAACAGAAACAUAACAUAUAGUAAAGUGGACAUGAGAAGAGAUACGGACAGAAGUGCAGGAGUUCACAAGUGGUUACUCUCUCUUGGUCCAGAAGUGGAUUAUGUUGGAUUAGAGGCGAUUGUCGAGUUUGCAUACACUGGACUCAUAUCAUGUUUGAACGAGCACAUGGACCAGAUAAAAGCUGCAGCUCAAACACUGGGUGCCCCACGGGUGUUGGACCUUUUUGCCAAUAAAAAAGAGCUACCAAUAAAAGCUGGGGGACAUGGUAUGGCUGAAAACAUCUCUGCAGCACAACAAAUAAUGAUCAGUCUUCAGUCCAUCAAACAGCUGUGGAUGAACAGAGCGGGCUGCGAUGUGGUUCUGCAAGCUCUUGGUGGAUCUCUUCAUGUCCACAGAGUCAUCCUGGCUGUCAGUAGUGACUACUUCCGUGGGAUGUUCACCUUGGGCAUGAAGGAAUCCUUCCAGGCUUCUGUGAGCCUUCCUUUCCUGCUGGCUUCAGAUCUUGAAGUUCUAAUUGGUAGUUCCUACAAAGGGUCUCUUCCCCUCAGCUGGACGAGCAUUUUUGAGCUCACCAGUGCAGCUAUCCAGCUCCAGUACCAGCCUGCCUUGACCUUGUGCCUUAACUUCCUUCAACAAGAAAUAACACCUCACACUUGUCUGGAUGUGGUGUCAUUUGCUGAAGCGUAUGGAAUGGCACAUCUUCUCGAAGCAGCAGAUGAUUUUGUCUUGAGGCAGUUCCAAAAGGUGGCAUGCACCUUGAAGUUCAAGGACCUGCCAGGCAGACAGCUCCUUAAGUACCUGAACAGUUGCUCACUUUGCGUUCCAUCUGAGCUUGUUGUGUUCAAUGCAGUAGUAGCAUGGAUUCAAGCAAAGCCCAAUGUAAGGCAAAAGCUUGCCAAAGAGCUCAUGAAAACUGUCCAUUUUCCCCUGAUGACCUUUGAAGAGUUUAAAGAGGUCCAGUCUCAAGACAUGUGGCGUGAUCACAACUUGGCUGGGCUAUACGAAACAGUUCUCGAGGAGUUCUGCUCCACUCAAACUGCACUGCAGAACCAGUGUCGGAUCUAUCUACCCAAAGAGAAUUUGGUCUUAAUUGGUGGAGACCAGAUCUCUGAAGACCUGGGUGGCCGCAGCAUUAGCAGACAGCUUUGGUUUGGGAAUUCAUUAAAAAGUUUUACAGGAAUCCAAAAGGCAAUAGAGUGGAGAAGUUUGGGAGCAAUGCCAGAGCCAGCAAGGUUUAGUCAUGAGGUGGCUGUGCUGAAUGAACAACUCUACAUCUUCGGAGGGAAGAAGUAUUAUGGCAAUGGUGACACCUUAAACUCCACUUAUAGGUAUGACCCCCUUCAAGACAGCUGGGAGAACCUGAGUGAAAUGCAAGAAAAGAGAUGCUCUUUCUCUGUGGUUGUUCUGGAUCAAAAACUGUAUGCCAUUGGUGGGCAAUGUGAACUCAAUCAUUUGGACAGUGUUGAGCUCUAUUGUCCUACUACAGACUCUUGGAGCUUCACCUGGCCUUUGGAUCUACCUUUGAGUGGGCACGUAGCAAAAGUUCUUAAAGGUCAGAUUUUCAUCUCAGGGGGCCAAAGCAGCGACUUCCUGUGUCUUUCAUCCAUGUUUCUGUACCACCCAGAGACAGGCAGCACAUUUCUGGCAAAUAUGAGCAGUCCUCGAGCUCAUCACUGCAUGGAAACCCUGGGAGAUUGUCUUUACGUCGCAGGAGGAAUCACAGCGGAUCAUAGUAUGACUGUUAUCGAUCAGCUAGCAUGUGAAGUGUACUGCCCAGCUACUGACAGCUGGACUGCCUUCACAUCGCUGCUGGUGCCACAUGUAGGAGCAGGAAGUGCAGUUUUGGAGGGAAAGUUUUAUUUGUUGGGUGGGUACAGUCAGGAAGACUGCAGCGACACUAACAUGGUUCAUCGGUACAACCCUGUCACACAAAAAUGGGAGAACGUUGGAGAGAUGCCUGGACCGAAUAAUGAUUUACAGGCAUGUGUGCUGUGUUUGCCACAACAUUUACGAAUGUAAGACGUCAUGGCAAAGAUCAUGGCUACAACUGCUUUAUUAACUUUAACAUUGUUAAUUGGGGCGGGGUGGGGGGCAUCAGACU